This is a messenger RNA of Gracilinanus agilis (Agile Gracile Mouse Opossum), 1549 nucleotides long. It is a transcript of the gene PES1, whose product is annotated as pescadillo ribosomal biogenesis factor 1. The record is from RefSeq and is a predicted model, not a curated record. NCBI's taxonomy places the organism in Eukaryota, Metazoa, Chordata, Mammalia, Didelphimorphia, Didelphidae. Gene Ontology annotation, molecular function: RNA binding. The coding region runs from base 28 to 1134 and encodes 368 amino acids. Gene Ontology annotation, cellular component: PeBoW complex; nucleolus. The transcript is spliced from 9 exons. Gene Ontology annotation, biological process: maturation of LSU-rRNA from tricistronic rRNA transcript (SSU-rRNA, 5.8S rRNA, LSU-rRNA); ribosome biogenesis.
CAUCCAACAGAUGUGGACUAUCGAGUCAUGGCCACCUUCACUGAGUUCUAUACCACCCUCCUGGGCUUUGUCAACUUCCGCCUCUACCAGACACUCAACCUCCAGUAUCCCCCCAAGCUCGAGGGGCCCAGAGAUAAAGACUCCAAAGAUCAGGAUGAUGGGGCCUACGCCAUGGACUCUGAGAGCUGCCUGGAGAAACUAUCAGCUCUGAGUGCCAGCCUGGCUCGAGUGAUGGUGCCCGUCACAGAGGAGGAGGUGGAAAUGGAUGAAUUCCCUGCUGAUGGGGAGAACGCCGAGCAGGAGGAGGGACUGCGGAAGGAGCGGGAAGCCCAGGAGAUGCACAAGAGACUGUUCGAGGGGCUGAAGUUCUUCCUGAACAGGGAGGUUCCCCGGGAGGCCCUGGCCUUCAUCAUCAGGAGUUUCGGCGGAGAGGUGUCAUGGGACAAAUCCGUGUGUAUCGGAGCCACGUACAGUGAGAACGAGCCUUCUAUCACCCAUCACAUUGUGGACCGGCCCACACAGCCCAACCCUGUCCUCGGCAGGUACUAUGUCCAGCCCCAGUGGGUGUUCGACUCUGUCAACGCCCGCCUCCGGCUUCCGGUGGCAGACUACUUCCCAGGGGUGCUUCUGCCCCCCCACCUCUCGCCUUUUGUGACAGAGAAAGAAGGAGACUAUGUCCCCCCAGAGAAGCAGAAACUACUGGCCCUGCAGCGAGGGGAGACCUCCGGAUACGUGAAUGAAUCAGAGGAGGACGAGGAGUCGGAGGAAGACGAGGGGGGAGAAAGUGACGACCAGGAGGAGGAGGAGGAGGAAGAGGAGGAGGAAGGUUCAGAGAAGGAGGAGGAGGUCAAGCUGAAAGUGAUGGAAGAGCAGAGGACGCAGGGAAAGGUAGGAGUGACCAUGGGCACCGUGAAGCUGGAGGACAAGCAUCGCCUGGAGCAGGAGGAGGCCAGCGAGGCCAAGAGGCUGGCCAUCAUGACCAUGAAGAAGAGAGAGAAGUACCUGUAUGACAAAAUCAUGUUUGGCAAAAGGCGCAAAGUGCGCGAGGCAAACAAACUGGCCCAGAAGAGGAAGGCCCAUGAUGAAGCCGUGAAGGCUGAGAAGAAGAAGAACAAGAAGGCACGGAGGGCCUGAGCCCAGCCUGCCUGGGUCCCUGCUCUGGGGUCUUGCCCCAGGCUUGGGCACAAGGAGUUUCUGCCUUCUCUCCCAACCUCCCUGCUUGGCCAGGGCUCAGACUGACUCUCUGGGCGAGGGGCUUCAUGGGGAAUCUUUCGUGGGCUGGGGCUCUCGGCCUUUGCUGAUGUCCUGUUGGGGUUCCAGGCGUGCUGCUCAGUGGAGAGGAUCCUGACCGUGCCCAUAGAAGGCCCGGAGGUGGUCCAGAGGCCCUGUGGCAGCCGAGGGCAGGGUGUCCCCUGUAUCCGGGGCUGCCCCAACUCCACCCUGUGUUCAUAGCCUGAAUCUCUGGGCUUCCCUCCCUCUCAGGCCCGGGACUCACUGAUGCUUACUUUAGGUCUAGAGAAAUGUUUCCAAAUAAAUGUGGAUUGGUGCA